Messenger RNA from Anastrepha ludens (Mexican fruit fly), 854 nucleotides. It is a transcript of the gene MagR, whose product is annotated as iron-sulfur cluster assembly 1 homolog, mitochondrial. The record is from RefSeq and is a predicted model, not a curated record. Gene Ontology annotation, biological process: iron-sulfur cluster assembly. The coding region runs from base 185 to 580 and encodes 131 amino acids. Gene Ontology annotation, cellular component: mitochondrion; cytoplasm. NCBI's taxonomy places the organism in Eukaryota, Metazoa, Arthropoda, Insecta, Diptera, Tephritidae. The transcript is spliced from 5 exons. Gene Ontology annotation, molecular function: 2 iron, 2 sulfur cluster binding.
GCAAAACAGUAAAACAGCUGAUUGCUGAUUGUUGUCAUAUGGUCGAUUAUGAAACAAAAACACAUAUAAACGAAGUGGUGAUAAAAGAAAAAUUAAGAAAAUUUGCUGUUAUGAAUAAAAUCGCAAUACGCGCGUACAUCAAAGAAGCACAUAAUUUAAGUUAAAAUUUCAACGCGCACUAAAAAUGUCAACAAAAGUAGUGGCUACAGCAACGGUGCGUGCACUGAAAGGACGCAAAUUGUUGCCAACACGCGCCGCCCUUACACUUACGACUGCGGCAGUAGAACGCAUUAGAGAAUUGUUGAAAGCUAAGCCAGAAUUUACAGGUUUGAAGGUGGGCGUAAGGCAGCGGGGUUGUAACGGACUUUCUUAUACGUUGGAUUAUGCCAAAGAAAAAGCAGAUAAAUUUGAUGAAGAGGUGGUGCAAGACGGUGUCAAAGUUUUUAUAGAUAAGAAGGCGCAAUUGUCAUUACUUGGCACCGAAAUGGAUUUCGUGGAGUCCAAACUAUCCAGCGAAUUCGUUUUCAAUAAUCCAAAUAUAAAAGGUACCUGUGGAUGCGGCGAAUCAUUUAGCUUCUGAAUAUAUAGAUGUGGCAAACAGAAUGGCGUUAAUAGAAAAUAGGAAAGGAAUUUAGAUUUUAUUAGCAUAAGAUUACGUAGAAAACCAAAAACUAACUAUAAUAUAUUUUCUACGUGCCCUUAUGCACUAUUCUGCUAUAAAUUAGUUUACAAAUUUCGUUUAAGUGCUAGUUUCGAUAUUAUGUCUCGUUCAUAUAAUUUAAAACACGGUAAAGAUAUUUAAAGAUGUUAGUUGAAUAAUUCAUUGAAAAUAAAGCGCAGCUUUGAACGCUUCA